GAAAUGAAACGUAACGUCAAUCUUUAUUGUGAUGGAUGAUUGAUUGCGGAAUUUUAUUGACUUGAAUUGAAAAGUUGUUUUAAUAGCAAGUGAAUUUUUGUGUUCUAAUUCUGUUGAAUUAAACAAUAUAUAAAAAUGGAAAUGUCAGAUUCGGAGGAUGAAAACAAGGAAAUUAAAAGCUUUGAAGAAAUUCAUGAUGAGAUCCAAGAGUAUAAAAGAAACCCUGAAACUUCGGAAAUGUUUGUAUCUGGAUGGGAUGAUGCUGAUCAAGACGUCGAUGUGGUUAAGGAUCCCAAAGCAAAUCCCAUUGACUAUGUUUUGUGGGCAGCAGAGAAUGGUGAAAUCUGUAUUUUGAGAGAACUACUGAAAAAACAGCCAGGUCUUGUUCACGCACAAGAUGCUGAUGGCUACACACCACUUCACCGGGCAGCAUACAGUAAUCAUAUUGAGGUCAUAUCAUACUUAUUAAGUAUUGGAGCUAACUUAAAUACUAAAACACAGCUCGGGUGGACAGCAUUACAUUCUGCAUCUAACUGGAAUAAUUAUAUAGCUGCUGCUAGACUAUUAGCUGCUGGUGCAGAUCCAGGGGCCCUGUCUGAUGGAGGACAAACCCCCAUGCAUUUAGCAGCAGCAAUUAGUCACUGUAAGUCAACAUUGUUAAUUUUGUUUUUGAGAGAUGAUACUGUGGAAAUAGCUCAUAAAAAAAAUAGUGCUAAUGAAACUCCAGAACAGUUAGCUCAAAGACAUGGAAUAUACGGUCCUCUAUUUGAGAUGGUGUCACCAGCAGUGUCAUACAUAAAAUCUAUAGCAUUUACUUCUAAUCCAUAUUUAAGACAAAAGUCUGUAUAAAGAUAAUAAAUAAGCAAAUCAAAAAAUAUGGAUUUUAAUUUAACUUGCUAGAAGUUAAAUAUACUGAGGUUUAUUCAAGUAAUUGACAUGAGUGCAAUAAAAAAAAAAUAUAAUUCAAGAUUUUUUUAUUAUAUUAAAUGUAAUGAUAAAUUUAAACCAGCACAGUCAGAAACCAUGAUUAUUUAGUAUUACAUUCAAAUAAUUUUACCUUCUUAUAGGCAUAUAAUUUCUUAUGCUAAUUAAUUUACACAAUAGCAAUUUAAAGACAGUACUUAGACUUAAUUUUAUUUGUGUGUGCAAUGUGCAUUUUAAGUUUUUUAUAAGUAAUGUUAGUGAAGCUACAUAAUAAAAUCAUAAUAUUAUUUAAGA
Molecule: messenger RNA, 1218 nt
Organism: Helicoverpa armigera (cotton bollworm)
Lineage: Eukaryota; Metazoa; Arthropoda; Insecta; Lepidoptera; Noctuidae
Gene: Ankrd49
Product: ankyrin repeat domain-containing protein 49
Exons: 3
Coding region: 136-849 (237 amino acids)
Molecular function (GO): protein binding
Source: RefSeq, a predicted model, not a curated record